GGGGCCCGGGCGCACGGGAGCGGGAGCGGCCCGGGGAGCCCGAUCGCACCAUGGAAGCGGCGGCGGCCGGUCGGGGCGGCUUCCAGCCGCACCCGGGGCUGCAGAAGACGUUGGAGCAGUUCCACCUGAGCUCCAUGAGCUCGCUGGGCGGCCCGGCCGCUUUCUCGGCGCGCUGGGCGCAGGAGGCCUACAAGAAGGAGAGCGCCAAGGAGGCGGGCGCGGCCACAGUGCCGGCGCCGGUGCCCACUACCGCGGAGCCACCGCCCGUGCUGCACCUGCCUGCCAUCCAGCCGCCGCCUCCCGUAUUGCCCGGGCCCUUCUUCAUGCCGUCGGAUCGCUCCACCGAGCGCUGUGAGACCGUGCUGGAAGGGGAGACCAUCUCUUGUUUCGUAGUGGGAGGCGAGAAGCGUCUGUGCCUGCCGCAGAUCCUCAACUCGGUGCUGCGCGACUUCUCACUGCAGCAGAUCAACUCGGUGUGCGAUGAGCUGCACAUCUACUGCUCGCGCUGCACCGCCGACCAGCUGGAGAUCCUCAAAGUCAUGGGCAUCCUGCCCUUCUCCGCGCCCUCGUGCGGGCUCAUCACCAAGACGGACGCCGAGCGCCUGUGCAAUGCGCUGCUCUACGGCGGCGCCUACCCGCCGCCUUGCAAGAAGGAGCUGGCGGCCAGCCUGGCGCUGGGCCUGGAGCUCAGCGAGCGCAGCGUCCGCGUGUACCACGAGUGCUUCGGCAAAUGCAAGGGGCUGCUGGUGCCCGAGCUGUACAGCAGUCCUAGCGCCGCCUGCAUCCAGUGCCUCGACUGCCGCCUCAUGUACCCGCCGCACAAGUUCGUGGUACACUCGCACAAGGCCCUGGAGAACCGGACCUGCCACUGGGGUUUCGACUCAGCCAACUGGCGGGCCUACAUCCUGCUGAGCCAGGACUACACAGGCAAGGAGGAGCAGGCCCGCCUUGGCCGCUGCCUGGACGACGUGAAGGAGAAGUUCGACUAUGCCAACAAGUAUAAGCGGAGGGUGCCCCGGGUCUCAGAGCCCCCAGCUUCCAUAAGACCCAAAGCAGACGACACUUCCUCACAGUCCCCCGCGUCUUCUGAGAAGGACAAGCAGUCCACUUGGCUGCGGACCUUGGCUGGUUCCUCCAAUAAGAGCCUUGGCUGCGCCCACCCUCGCCAGCGCCUUUCUGCUUUCCGGCCCUGGUCCCCUGCAGUGUCAGCGAGUGAGAAAGAGACCUCCCCACACCUCCCAGCCCUGAUUCGAGACAGCUUUUACUCCUACAAGAGCUUUGAGACAGCUGUGGCCCCCAAUGUGGCCCUAGCACCACCAGCCCAGCAAAAGGUUGUGAACAGUCCACCAUGCACUGCUGUGGCCUCCCGGGCACCAGAACCUCUUACCACCUGUAUCCAGCCACGGAAGCGGAAGCUGGCUGUGGAAACUCCAGGAGCCCCAGACAUGCUGACACCCGUGGCUGCCCCAGAGGAAGACAAGGAUUCUGAGGCUGAGGUGGAAGUUGAAAGCAGAGAGGAAUUCACCUCCUCCUUGUCCUCGCUCUCCUCUCCGUCCUUUACCUCGUCCAGCUCUGCCAAGGACCUCAGCUCCCCGGGCAUGCUUGCUCCACCUGUGGUUGCCCCUGAUGCUACAGCCCAUGCCGAUGCCCCAAGUGGGCUGGAGGCAGAGCUGGAGCAUCUGCGGCAAGCCCUGGAGGGCGGCCUGGAUACCAAGGAAGCCAAAGAGAAGUUCCUCCAUGAGGUGGUCAAGAUGCGGGUGAAGCAAGAGGAGAAGCUGACAGCAGCCCUGCAGGCUAAACGCAGCCUGCACCAGGAACUAGAAUUUCUGCGUGUGGCCAAGAAGGAGAAACUGCGGGAAGCCACAGAGGCCAAGCGCAGCUUGAGGAAAGAGAUCGAGCGGCUCAGAGCUGAAAACGAGAAGAAGAUGAAAGAGGCUAAUGAGUCUCGGGUGCGCCUGAAGCGAGAGCUGGAGCAGGCACGGCAGGUCCGGGUGUGUGACAAGGGCUGUGAGGCCGGCCGCCUGCGUGCCAAGUACUCAGCCCAGAUUGAGGACUUGCAAGCUAAGCUGCAGCAUGCAGAGGCGGACCGAGAGCAGCUCCGAGCUGACCUGCUGAGGGAACGUGAGGCCCGUGAGCACCUGGAGAAGGUGGUGAAGGAACUUCAGGAGCAGCUGUGGCCUCGGCCUCGGCCUGAGAAUGUGGGUGGCGAAGGCAAUGCCGAGCUGGAUCCCUAGCCUGGGCAGUGCCUGCCACUGCCGCAUGGACCUCCAUCUGUGCGCAGAGGGCGGCGGGUACGUGCUCUGCAGGCCCAGCCCCUGCUCUGCAGCCACACAGCACAACGUCUCUACUGUGCCUAUUACCAAGCGAGUGUUUGUAACCACAUACUUUUGGAAUCCACUGCAAAAUUUUCUACUGGCCCAGUUCAAGUGAGCAAGCCAUGUCCCCCAGCUGCAGCCGGAGUUGAGACUGGCUCUUUGGAUUGCAGCUGGUCCUCUGCUUGCUGGAACAUGCUAACAUUUACACUUUUGUUAUAAGCUAUUUAAACCAGUAAGGAGACUUGAUACUCAGAAAAUCAACAUGUUUUUUAAUGAGUAACUGUAAAAGGCCCCUACACGUGACGCCAUCUGGACACCCACUCUGGUGGGGGUGGCACCCACCCACCACCGUCCUGGGAAGCCAUCACCGCUCAUCUGUGCCCGCGGCUGCAAGAGGACAGCAAGGGUUUUCUUCAGAGUCUAUUUUUUCAGCAACAAGGACCCCAGUCUUCCUGCUGCUGCCAGGAAGAGCAGGGAGAGCACCGCGUGCGAGAUGAGCCCAACACUGCCCGCCUUACCGCCGCUGCCCCGCCCACCAACAUCACCACUAACCCUGCCCUGCAGGCACCAAGGGGCCUGAGCCACAGUCUGUGGAGGCCUCUGGAUGCCCCCGCCCACCUUCACCGUGAGGGGCUAACCUGUGUUAGGCAGUGGCCAUGGUCCAGUGUCAUGUUGUGUUGUUCCCCAUACACACCACCGCCCACCCACAACCCACACGCUGCUUGACCACAGCAACCCCUUUUCAAUGCGGCAGACAUCACUCCUCAUCUCGGGACUGAGGCUGCAGCAUUGGAACAAAAACAGCAUUAUAUCACUCCCCCCCCCUUUUGUUGUUCAUUUAAACGUAUCUAGAACUGCACUUUGUCAGACCCUCCCUUCUCUUUUUACUCCCAGUUAACUGAGGUUUUUACCGAUUUCUAGAGCAGUUCAAACCCUAAGUGCUCGAGUGCUUAGAAAUCCCCUCUGGUGCUUGUUGAACAAGGGAAUCACAAGAAACGACAGCGCAGAGACUGAACUUGGGGGUCGUCCUGUGCCUUCCAGCGUCUUGUACAGCAAACCCUGACUUGUCUUUUUACCCCCAAAUACCGUCUUCAGUAGCGACUGAAUCUGCCACUGUCAAAAUACGUUACUUGCAUUUAUUCCAAAUAAUCUCGUUUACUCUUAACUGUUUAUGCAAAUUGUAUAAGGUUUCUUAUGCCCAAGCUUGAAAAAUGAUUCCCCAGUAGACAAGAGGCCACCACCCAUCCUCCAAUUGUGUUUAUUUACAUGAGAAGAUCACACAGAAGCCCUCCGCUCAGUCCUGACAGGGCAGCCAUGACCUGAGGGAAGGUGGAGAUGGCUGGCGCAGGUACAGAUGACCUCAAGGACUGUUGCCUGCAACUGGAGACUGCUAAGUCCUGACCUUCGGUGCCGAGGUUGUCUGCAGGGUUUUGCCCUUGGUUUACUGAGGGGGUCUGGGCUGCUGCCGGGUCCCCCCUUCUGAAGUGCAAUGCAAAAGGGACAUCAUGUAUACACAGCGUUUAUUUGGAUUUUUUCUUUGGCUUUUUUUCCUCUCAGUUAUGAAACUUGUAUGCAUGGAUUUCACAUCUCCAUAGCUAGACCCAUCCAUGGGCAUUAUGACCUUGUCUCCUAAAGGGUCAGUUUUGUUACGCAACACGAAGAAUGCUGUUUUCAGCCUUGUUUUUCUAGAGUUGUGCUUUUCAGUCAUUUCUUCAAGGAAAACUAAACGAUUUAGUUGGAGCAAA
Molecule: messenger RNA, 4060 nt
Organism: Arvicola amphibius (Eurasian water vole)
Lineage: Eukaryota; Metazoa; Chordata; Mammalia; Rodentia; Cricetidae
Gene: Ski
Product: SKI proto-oncogene
Exons: 7
Coding region: 51-2234 (727 amino acids)
Biological process (GO): negative regulation of BMP signaling pathway
Cellular component (GO): nucleus
Molecular function (GO): DNA-binding transcription factor activity, RNA polymerase II-specific; RNA polymerase II cis-regulatory region sequence-specific DNA binding; SMAD binding
Source: RefSeq, a predicted model, not a curated record